Molecule: messenger RNA, 607 nt
Organism: Rhinopithecus roxellana (golden snub-nosed monkey)
Lineage: Eukaryota; Metazoa; Chordata; Mammalia; Primates; Cercopithecidae
Gene: WFDC10B
Product: WAP four-disulfide core domain 10B
Exons: 4
Coding region: 217-438 (73 amino acids)
Cellular component (GO): extracellular region
Molecular function (GO): peptidase inhibitor activity
Source: RefSeq, a predicted model, not a curated record
GCCUCCUCCUCCUGGGUUCAAGCAAUUCCUGAGUUGCUGGGAUUACAGGAUUCAGAACCUGUCAUUUAAAUCUUCUUGCUUGAAUCUGCCUACAAAAACUGCAGCCCUGAGUGAAUCCAACCAUCAAUUUCAUCGAAACUUGAACCUAGGCAGGCAGCUCUGCAGGGAAGUCUGUGCUGCCUGGCCAGACUUAGGGCUCACGUUCUGGUCAGAGUCAUGGCACCCCAGACUCUGCUGCCUGUCCUGGUUCUCUGUGUGCUGCUGCUUCAGGCUCAGGGAGGAUACCAUGACAAGAUGAGGAUGCAGAGAAUCAAGGUCUGUGAGAAGCGACCCAGCAUAGAUCUAUGCAUCCACCACUGUUCAUAUUUCCAAAAGUGUGAAGCAAAUAACAUAUGCUGUUCAGCCUUCUGUGGGAACGUUUGCAUGAGCAUCCUGUGAGUGGGAGAGUGGGCUGGGAUGUGCAUCCUGCUCCCUGAACCCUUCCAUCCGAGACUGUGCCCACAUCCGAAGCACAAGGACAUCAAAUCAUCAGCACAAGAACGUCAACAGGAAUGCCGCCCUCCCUGCUGUCUGAACUCCCUGUCCCUGUCAAAUAAACCAGAACAAA